AUGUUCAGCGUACAUCCCAAUCCCCAUGCCAAGCUGAACGCCCUGUACGAGCUGCAGCAACUCAUCGUAGCAUCUUUGGCGAGCGGCAAAAGGUCAAGGCUGGGCUGGAACCGACAAGAGUUUAUGUCUGGCGCCGUCGAUGAUCCCACAGGCUCUAGCCGCGCGAAUCCGCUGGAGGAGGCUAUUGACAACGUGAGAGGAAGACGCUCGCACACCCUUUUGCAGGUACCCGCAACUUUGCCGCCGGCUAUUGGACCCCGUCAAAUGCGUCAGAGUAACAAUGAUACUCGUUCUGGCGCCUCUGGCAGCCCAACAACAACCGACGCCGUCACCAACGUCUUGCGAACGUUGUUCCGGGACGCGUCUAUUCGGCCAAAGACACUUUUCCGUGAUCUGCAGUUCAUUGCGGCAUUCGUCAACCCCACAAUCCUUGACAGCACGGACAAAGGCACAGCGUUUUGGGACACCGGCCUCGCCGCCUUGAAUCUGAAGCAAGAGGUCUGCCGAACAAUGAUUGAAGUGGCGGACGAGGUCCAAGGGGUGUACACGAGUACACGCAAGACGACCAAUGACGCGCCUGCUCCAGACGCUGAACGACUGGAGACAGAAUCGCCCCCUCCUGUUACGACAGCCUACAGCUUGGCACAAGCAGGAAAGAUGUGGACCAUCACCGCCAAAGAGGGUCUACCCACGGCCCAGCGAGAGCUCGCAAUUUUCUACUUGUCGAACCCUGAGCUUGUGGAGCGGACCACCUUGCCCCUCUCGAAGCCGCGCGAGGUGUUCAAACAGGCUGUCAUGGACAAAUAUGCUGGUCCCUCCGGCCGCACAGGUCCGGGCGCGAGACUCUACCCCGGAGACAGGAGUCGCACAUCGGCAGGCGCAUCGGGCCUCGGUGGCUCUGCUGGCUCCCAACAUCCCGGCCAGGAUCCAAGCUCAAAAGAUGGGGAUGUUCGCAGUGAUCCCGCGUUGAUGUGCGUGGCAGUCCAUUUCUUCCAGGCGGCAGAACAAGGCGGUGAUGAGCUCGCCACGUCCUUCCUCCGACAGAAUGAGUUCAACGCCAUGAGCUGA
Colletotrichum godetiae is the source of this 1068-nucleotide messenger RNA. RefSeq lists its product as uncharacterized. The coding region runs from base 1 to 1068 and encodes 355 amino acids. The record is from RefSeq and is a predicted model, not a curated record. The transcript has a single exon. Lineage: Eukaryota; Fungi; Ascomycota; Sordariomycetes; Glomerellales; Glomerellaceae.